This is a messenger RNA of Chiloscyllium plagiosum (whitespotted bambooshark), 1864 nucleotides long. The record is from RefSeq and is a predicted model, not a curated record. NCBI's taxonomy places the organism in Eukaryota, Metazoa, Chordata, Chondrichthyes, Orectolobiformes, Hemiscylliidae.
GUUCCAUCCUGUGCAGUUGGGAGGGAUGGGGGGGGUCAACAAAUCCAAUAUUUUAACUCUUUGCUAUCCUGGUGAGAGAGUCGUUGACUACACUGAUCUUUACUGGGAAACAAGGUGCUAACAGGCGGUUUAAAUUCUCUAGAGCGGUGAGAAGUGGUGGAAUUGUCGCUUUGUGAAGAGUGCAUUGGUAAAGACACCCCCGUUUCUCAAUGUUCUCUGUUGCUAUGGCGACCCAAAGCGUCCCUCCGUUGUUUGCUACAGUGGCCAAGUUGGCAACAACUUGUUUGGUUGUUGGGGAGGGCACGCUUUCUAGGUGUCUCCUUGAAUGAGUGGUGGCUGACCACCAAACCAGGGACAGGAAAGCAAAGAACUCAAACACAGCCAAAGUCCCAAAGCUUAUUGAAGAUAAAUAUAGAUUUCUACAGGUUGAUCUGUUUAAAAUUGUGUGACUAGAGCCAAGGCAGCAUGUACAAGUUGGACCUGCCUGUUGACCCCAAAGAGACUGCAGCCAUCGAGCGGAGGAAGAACGCAGAGGCCCAGCGCCAGAGCCGCAUUUUCAAUGCCAGGCACAGAACCAUCGGGGUGGAUAUCCCGUUCCUGGGUCAGCAAGUCCUGGAUAAGAAGACAAGAGAAGACAGGGAACGUCUGCGGGACAACGCUUACGAUGCAGACAGUCUCCGUUAUGACAAGACUGCGCAGCUCCUUGAGGCACAGGAACAGGAGAGGGUCCGCCAGCUGAACAAGGAGGUGGAAGAAUUCCGCUCCCGGUACCAGAGGCCAGAGGACCAGCGGGAGUUCGACCUGUGGGACCCGCAGCAGCUGAAGAAGGACAAGCCGGCCCGGGUCAGUGAUGAUGACCCCCGCUGCGGACCCUCCAGCUUGCAGAAGUUCGAGGGCGAGGACCUAAACGAGAGGGCUCGCAGGAAGCUGCAGCAGCAGGAGACACGCAAGUGGCUGACAGCACAGAAACAGGAAAGGCAGAGGCUGGAACGUGACCAGACGUUCGCCGAUGACCUGUAUCACAAGAAGGAGAUGGAACUUGACCAGAGAGCCAUGGAGCUUGCCCAGAUGGAGGAAGAGGCACGCAGAGCCCUUGAUGCUGCCACCCUCAACUACAACAUGGCUCUGGCAGCUGAGCAGGCAGCAGUGAGAGAGGUGGAGGCUCAGCGAGAGAUGGAUGAGAAGUUUGCGGAGAUCGGGAACCACGUGUAUGGGGACAUCCUGACAGAGAACCCCGAGGUGGCAGUCAGCGCCUUUGGCCCCCACCGCGUGGUGACAGACCGUUGGAAAGGGAUGAGCCCACAGCAACUGGAGGAGAUCCGGCGACAACAGAAGCAGCAAAUCGAGGAGAAUAAGAGGCUGAGGAUGAGGGAGGCGCAGAUCGACGCUGAGUGGGACCAGCAGCGGACACUGGCAGCACGGGCAGCCAUGGCAUUGGAGCAGCAGGAAGAGGAGGCGGCGAAGCGACUGAGACAGGAGCUGGACAGACACAACAAUCAGCUGGCCAAGGAGCAGCUUGCACAUCAAGUCUACCUGGAUAAGGAGGUUUACACAAACCCGCCCACUGCUCAGUACUUCCUGCAGUUUAACACAUCGAGCCGUUGAAAAGACAACGCAGCAUCGAACUGCAGGUAGCGGAGAUGCCAUUAUGGGAUACUGGCGCUGACAUGACCAGCUGACCAAUUGUGAACUGCGGAUUGGACACUUUCUCUGUGUUACCCCAGCGACUGCAGGACAAGGCGGGGGGGGGGGUGUAUUAUUGGCAUUACCUGCUGGCUGGGAGAUUGUACUUACCCACCAGCCUCCGAGACCAUCACCGAAACUACAGUUACUUAUUCAGAAUAAAACACAUGUGAGAACAGCC